CGCCGGGCAUCUCGGGGCAGGACGGCCCGCCCCCGCAGAGGCCCCGCCCCCGAGGGAGCCCCGCCCCUGGCCACGUGACCACCACGUCAGCUGACCGGGCCCGACCGGAAAGGAAGGGCUGGACCCGGGCGUCCCGGCGCAAUGAGGUUCCGGUUUUGUGGUGAUCUGGACUGUCCUGACUGGGUCCUGGCGGAGAUCAGCACACUGGCCAAGAUUUCUUCCGUGAAGCUGAGGCUGCUGUGUAGCCAGGUGCUGAAGGAGCUUUUGGGACAGGGGAUUGACUAUGAGAAGAUCCUGAAGCUCACUGCUGAUGCCAGGUUUGAGGCAGGUGAUGUGAAGGCCACGGUGGCAGUGCUGAGCUUCAUCCUCUCCAGUGCGGCCAAGCAUAGCGUGGAUGGCGAGUCCUUGUCCAGUGAACUGCAGCAGCUGGGGCUGCCCAAAGAGCACGCGGCCAGCCUGUGUCGCUGUUACGAGGAGAAGCAAAGCCCCCUGCAAGAGCACCUGCGGGCCUGCAGCCUUCGAGUGAACAGGCUGGCAGGCGUGGGCUGGCGGGUGGACUACACGCUGAGCUCUAGCCUGCUGCGGUCCGUGGAGGAGCCCAUGGUGCACCUGCGGCUGGAGGUGGCAGCUGCCUCGGGUGCCCCGGUCCAGCCUGUGGCCAUGUCCCUCUCAACAGACAAGUUCCAGGUCCUCCUGGCAGAACUGAAGCAGGCCCAGACCCUGAUGAGCUCGCUGGGCUGAGGAGGAGAGUGUCUGCGUCCGCCCAGAGCUGCCCUACCUGUGGCGGGUGGCUGCCCUCUGAACCUCCCUUUAGGAGGUGGCCCCAGCUCCGGGGUCUCUGGCUUCCUGGGUCAUCGCCUGAGUGUUCAGUGUAGGGAUCCUGAGACCUCUGCCAGCAUUGCCUUCUCUCCCCCGUGAAGGGCACUUGUCAGUGGUUUUCAUGAGCAGGAAGAAUAAACAGACGUGCAAGAAGUGUGAA
Vicugna pacos (alpaca) is the source of this 979-nucleotide messenger RNA. RefSeq names its product COMM domain containing 4 (gene COMMD4). The record is from RefSeq and is a predicted model, not a curated record. Lineage: Eukaryota; Metazoa; Chordata; Mammalia; Artiodactyla; Camelidae.